AUGGUUGCUGGAGGUCCUGGCGCUGCUGGAGGUCCUGCUGGUGUUGGAGCUGCUGGAGGUGCUGGAGCCGCUGGUCCCGGAGGUGCUCGUCUUGGAGGUACUGGCGCUGCUGGAGGUCCUGCUGGUGUUGGAGCUGCUGGAGGUGCUGGAGCCGCUGGUCCCGGAGGUGCUCGUACUAGAGGUACUGGAGGUGCUGGGGCUAGUGGUGCUGCAGGAGUUGGAGCUGGAGGUGCUGGAGCUGUUGCUGCUGGAGGUGCUGCUGGAGCUGGUGCUGUUGGAGGUGCUGCAGCUGGUGGUGCUGCGGGAGUUGUAGCUAGAGACCCUGGAGCUCAGGGUACUGGUGCUGUCUCUGCUGUUUCUGGAGGCGCUGUGCGGCCGCGACCGUACUACGUUCCGCUCCUUCAGCAGCGCCCUCCUCCUGUCCCUGGCACUCACUAUUUGACUCUGCGUCCUUCCACUGCUCCACAGCGUGUCCCUCUGCCGUCUCCUCCUGCGUCCUCUCUUCCUGACGGUCCGGACCCGGAGUCUGACUCCCUUCGUGCUGCUAGUCCUACUGUCACGCGUUUCCUGGCCACUGUUGUCAGUGACCCUUCAUUUGAGUCCACUGCUGCGUCUGCUCUAGUUGCUGAGCUUGUUGACUUUGCUGCCGCCUGUCGUCUAGACUACGCCGCUAGUCUUGUUGCUGAGUCUGAGUCUGUCUGUCCUCCGUCCGUCGGGGGUGAGUGUGCUCUUGGCACGGACGUCCUUGAGGACAGGCAGGAGGACUUUGAGUGCUUUGCUGCUGCUUUACCUCAUCUCGUGUCCAUGCUGCUUGCCCCUGAGGGAGACCCGGAUGCACCAGACAUCCCGACCCCGCGCUCUUACGCAGAGGCGAUAGAGGGUCCCUACUCCUCUCAGUGGCAGACAGCCAUGGACGCAGAGAUGGCUUUCUGGAAUUCCACAGGCACCUACCUCGACGAGGGCAGCCUGCACGAGGAGAUCUGGCUGCGCCGCCCACCUGGCUUCACUGGGUCGUUUCCUGCUGGUACCCAGUGGAGCCUCCAGCGGCCAGUCUACGGUCUCCGCCAGGCACCCCGUGAGUGGCACGACACACUGAGGACGACUCUUGCUGCUCUUGGGUUUGCUCCUUCUACUGCUGACCCGUCGCUGUUUCUACGCACCGACACCACUCUGCCGCCGUUCUAUGUUCUCGUGUACGUAGACGAUAGAGGGACUCGCCCACGUGAAGUCGGAGCUGCAGAAGAGACACACGUGCACAGACCUGGGUGA
Molecule: messenger RNA, 1269 nt
Organism: Closterium sp. Naga37s-1
Lineage: Eukaryota; Viridiplantae; Streptophyta; Zygnematophyceae; Desmidiales; Closteriaceae
Source: the annotation of a GenBank genome assembly